Molecule: messenger RNA, 339 nt
Organism: Colletotrichum karsti
Lineage: Eukaryota; Fungi; Ascomycota; Sordariomycetes; Glomerellales; Glomerellaceae
Exons: 2
Coding region: 1-339 (112 amino acids)
Source: RefSeq, a predicted model, not a curated record
AUGCAGCUCCCCACCAUGCACAACAUCAUCCUCCUUCUUGCCUCCUCCACCACGCUCAUCUCAGCACACCGGAUGGAGUCCCUCAAAGGCAAAGCAGGCAACGCGAAAUUCUUCAAUAGGAAAGGCGAGUCCUGGGGCGUCGACGCGCACUCGGGCUGUCGCGGGACUAAAGUUCCACGGCUGGUGCAGUUUUGCGUCGAUUGGGACCUCGGACGAUGCCACUUUCGGGGGGACUGGCUCUUGUGGGCUGAGACGACCUGCACCUGGCGGAGAGCCGAGGAGGAGGAUGAGGUCCCGGCCGACGACGGCGAUGCUGCUGUUCCUGUGCUGGUGGGUUGA